Molecule: messenger RNA, 267 nt
Organism: Botrytis fragariae
Lineage: Eukaryota; Fungi; Ascomycota; Leotiomycetes; Helotiales; Sclerotiniaceae
Exons: 2
Coding region: 1-267 (88 amino acids)
Source: RefSeq, a predicted model, not a curated record
AUGGCACUUCCGGCGGGCUGGCUGAUCAAGAUUGCGGGACUCCGCUUCCGAACUUCUUCUAAGUCGGAUAGUUUGAAUAACUUCCGAGGGAGUAUAUUCUCCGACGCAUGGUCGCACAUGUACGACAUACCAAGAAUCCAAGACGAUAAGAACGCGGUUGGUAGUCGUACGAUUCCCUUCAACUCGUGCUAUAAAUGCUAUCGUGCAGAAAAACAUGUCGCAGAUAUUUCACAUAAAGUAUCGGACUUUGAGCUUAAUAUGCUUUAA